UCUAAAGACAGCAGUCCUCCUACAAUGUUCGCUGUGGAGGAAACAGGCGGUGAGCAGAGACGUUCUCCCCCCGUUAAGGUGCUGUCCGGCCAGCUGAGGGCGGCAGGAAACCGGGCGGCCGCUGGCAGCUCCGGCGGGGAGGCCUUCUUGAUCAGAGCGGCCAGAGGUCGCUCUCUGCGGGCGUCACUGGUGUGGAUGCAGGGGACAGUCAUGGAGGCGCAGCUGGAGAGAAACACCGUGCUGCUGAUGGAUGAGACGGGAACAUUUACAGUUCAAGGUGUUAACAACAUCCCAAGAGGGAAACCCUGUUUUUUUCCAGGUAAAUACGUUAUGGUGAUGGGCGUCGUCGAGGCCGUGUCCCCGGAGCCGGUCGUCCGUGCUGUGAAAAUGGCAGACCUCUCAGACUUUGCUGCUCUUCACAGACAGAUGUGGAAGCUGGAGGUGGAGGAGCUGCAGCAGCUGCUGACCUGAACGCAGUCGUUUGGAGCAGAAGGAAAACUAAAAAAAAAAGACACGAGUCUCGACUUUUCUAAUCAACGUGUGUUGAACCUCAAAGACUUUUGCAGCAUUUU
This is a messenger RNA of Nematolebias whitei (Rio pearlfish), 572 nucleotides long. RefSeq names its product RecQ mediated genome instability 2 (gene rmi2). Gene Ontology annotation, biological process: regulation of sister chromatid segregation; negative regulation of double-strand break repair via homologous recombination; maintenance of rDNA. The coding region runs from base 25 to 471 and encodes 148 amino acids. Gene Ontology annotation, cellular component: nuclear speck; cytosol. The transcript is spliced from 2 exons. The record is from RefSeq and is a predicted model, not a curated record. NCBI's taxonomy places the organism in Eukaryota, Metazoa, Chordata, Actinopteri, Cyprinodontiformes, Rivulidae.